Molecule: messenger RNA, 2535 nt
Organism: Ceratitis capitata (Mediterranean fruit fly)
Lineage: Eukaryota; Metazoa; Arthropoda; Insecta; Diptera; Tephritidae
Product: frequenin-1-like
Exons: 9
Coding region: 699-1262 (187 amino acids)
Molecular function (GO): calcium ion binding; calcium sensitive guanylate cyclase activator activity
Source: RefSeq, a predicted model, not a curated record
CUUUCAGUUCUCGUUUAGUUGCCAAUUUGUUUGCGCUUAUAAAUGGUGUGCGUCGCACAGUGAAAUUUCGUGGCGGAGCCAAUUUGUAUUAAUCACGUGUAAUUUUCAAAAGAAAAACAAUAACAAACAAACAAUUAUAAUUUCAAUCAAAUAUUCAAUUAUUUUAUAUCAGAAUUACUUGCGAGUUUCAAUUAUGUAACUGCAAUACAAAUAGAAACAGCAAUAAACAUAUCAGCCAUUGGUGAGGUGUAACAACGUACGUACAUACAAUAUUAUACAUACAGCAGUGUCUGUGUACGUGUGUGUGUGUAAACAACUUGUGCUACAUACUAUAAAAACGUAUUUGGGGAAAAUCGUGCUUUUCACGCAUUGUUUAUCGCCUGCAUUUGCCGCAAGCGCAAAAACGACGAAAUAAGAAAGCAGCGCAAAAUUUUUGGAGAAUCAUAUAUGUAAGUAUAUGCAACACAUAUGUACAUACUCGUGUGCAUAUACUCGCACAUAAGAACAAUCAAUUGAGAGAAUCAACAUUAAAGAGGCAGUGCAGGAAUUUGUGUAAAAUACGAGAAAUCAGGAUUAUCAAGUGUUUAAUUUAAGGCAAAUAACUGUAGCGGUUUAAGAUAUAUUUGCUUUAGCAAAUAGUAAAAAACUCAAAAAUAUUACGACGCGCACAGUGAACGACUUAAGUCGGCGGUACAAAAAUGGGCAAGAAAAAUUCCAAAUUGAAGCAAGACACCAUUGAUCGUCUAACAACAGCAACAUAUUUCACAGAAAAAGAAAUCAGACAAUGGCACAAAGGUUUUCUGAAAGACUGUCCGAAUGGCUUACUGACGGAGCAGGGUUUUAUUAAAAUUUACAAGCAAUUCUUCCCACAAGGAGAUCCCAGCAAAUUCGCUUCGCUGGUGUUUCGAGUUUUCGACGAGAACGAGGAUGGUGCCAUUGAGUUUGAGGAGUUCAUUCGCGCGUUAUCGAUUACAUCGCGUGGUAAUCUGGACGAAAAGCUGCAAUGGGCAUUCCGACUUUACGAUGUGGAUAAUGAUGGCUACAUAACGAGAGAAGAAAUGUAUAAUAUAGUCGAUGCGAUAUAUCAAAUGGUGGGCCAACAACCGCAAACAGAAGAAGAGAAUACGCCACAAAAACGUGUCGAUAAAAUAUUCGAUCAAAUGGAUAAAAAUCAUGAUGAUCGUUUAACGCUCGACGAAUUUCGUGAGGGUAGUAAAGCUGAUCCACGUAUAGUACAGGCGUUAAGUUUAGGUGGUGAUUAACCAAAAGAGACUUUGUUUAAUUCUAAUAACGAUUAAACGAGGAAACUACUAAUGAAGAAACAAAAAAAAAAAAAAAAAUCGAAAAAUAUAUAGUAAACAGUAAAGUUCAGAUAACAGAGAAAAAAUUAAGAGCUCAUAGAAGAAGCAGGAAAAUUCUUAUGGACACAAUAACAAUGAAGGAUAAUGAAAAUAAUUUUUUUCACGAUUCCAUAUAACAAAAGAAAAAUAAGAAAGAAGAAUACAUAAUCAAAAAUUAUAAGAAAACAAUUUUACACGCUCAUAGACAUCAUACAAAGAUAUGUAAAUACACUCACACACACACACACACACACACACACAUUUGACAAGCAAAAUAGUAAAUACUUAAAAUAAUAAGUAUAUGAGUAGAGCAAGCGGUAGUAAAGCUUCGAUAAAAAUAAAAUACCAGGGAAAUGAAGUUACAGAAAAAUUAUUAAAUCGAAUAAAAACCAUUUAAAGCAAAAACAAGAGAAACUGGUUUAGCAUAGCAAUCAAAUAUUAAAAACUGGCGUUCCUUUGGCAGCCAGCGGACACAUAUACACACAUUUAUAGAUAUUAGUGCAUUCAACGAAACGUAAAUCAAAAUCUGCUCCGACAGAAAAUGGCGGAUAAACAUAAUAUCUACAUAUAUAGCCAAAACAGCUUACAGUAAGUGAAAGUUUUAGUCAAAAUAUUAUGCGCAAAAAAUUUCAGUUUCAAACUAUGUAGACAGCGCAUAUGUCAAAUCCUAAGCUAGUUUUAAAAGAAACAAAUAGUAAAAAUAAGGAAAAUAAAAAUUAAAAAUAAUCCAAUUUUUUGAAAUGAAAAUGAAGCCAUUAAAGGUCGAAUUCAAAGGUGCGUUUGAGAAAAUAAUUAAUAUUAUAAAUAUCUUCAGAAAUUGAACUUUUUUCUAAUAGAAUUAGAAAAAAAAAAAAUUAGAAAAAAAUUCCAUAACGUCAAAGAAAAAGGUGUUUAACAUUAUCUAACUCCUCGCUUAAACCUCCGGAAAGGAUGGCAUGAUGCGCAGCAAUAAAUAUGUAUAUUUACAAUUAGUUGAUAAAUACAUGUAUAUUCGAACGAAAUUGUUAUGAACAAUAACACCAAUUUAAAAUCUAUUAUUCAUAAUUAUCAUAAAAACCAAUAAUAAUUAUUCACAUUAGAAAUUGAAAUAUUCAAAAUUAUUCAAUUGCUUAUCUCCGUUCUUUAUUUACGUACGUCCUUAAGACGUUAAAUGCUACAACUCAUAAUAGUUAGAAAUGAAAUAUAACAAAAAAAA